AUGCAACUCACAAAUCCGGCCAACCUCGUCUUCCACCGGGAGGGUGGACUGCAGCUUACAGACAGGUUCAAGGACGGCGAGUGGCCCGCCAUAAACCCGGAGGACUGGAAGAAGGGGGGCACACCCAUUGCCAUCACAUUCUCUAGUGGCUCCCUCUUGGAAUCGCCAAUUCUUGUUCUUGAGCUCGUCCGACGAGAAGGGGACGCCACCGGACGGGUUUACACGGAUGCUGCGGGUCUACACCACUGGGUCCAUCUGCCGUCUUACGGUGUGAUCGACCCAGAGUCGUACUUGACAUGGCUUCGAACUAGAAUACCUGAGCAGGUGCGAGCUUGGGCAACUACAGCGAGCGCUGCUCAUCGGGAAGCCCUUCGCCUUGCGGACUCGGGCCUGGCACCUGAGCUACUCACGCUUUUAAGUUACGACUUUGGCAGAAACCAAAAGACGCGCUCUUCAUAUCUCACUGGGGCCAACGAUCUGGGAAUACCACCUCUGCCGAGAGAUUCGCAGACACUGCCUGGACGUAUACCCCUGCCUCGCAUUGUUACAGCACAAUGCGAUAACAUAUCGUCCAUCUACCUGGCCAGUCUGCUUGAGGAGCUCUUCGGCGAUGGCAAUGGUGCACUGAGCAAGAGGCUUCUUUCCAAAGCCCCUUUAGACACACACAUUGGCUAUGUUGCCCUCCGCAUGCUCAUACAAGGCACCAUCUGGAUUUUAGUCGAUAAAAAGCGCCGUGAUGUGCAGAACAACACAAACGACCCUUCGUUGGAGGUGCGUCUUCAAGGCAAUCUUCAGCUCCUUGUAUCCAAUUUCAUCCAAGUUCACCGCGGAACAGUCAGCUACAGCCUUGUCAGACAGAUCCUUUCAAGAGAGGGGAUGGCCUUUCACGGUGGCAUCGAGGCCGAGAAACAGCUCGAUCAAAUUCCAGAAACAGAUUCCUGGAAGAACGCGCUAUUCUGGCUUCCAGCGCUCGAGGAUCUGCUUGUGCAACCCCACCAGGUUCGCUUGGCAUUUGGGCUCCGCUGA
Molecule: messenger RNA, 1026 nt
Organism: Grosmannia clavigera kw1407
Lineage: Eukaryota; Fungi; Ascomycota; Sordariomycetes; Ophiostomatales; Ophiostomataceae
Exons: 4
Coding region: 1-1026 (341 amino acids)
Source: RefSeq, a predicted model, not a curated record